Messenger RNA from Ostertagia ostertagi, 1041 nucleotides. Lineage: Eukaryota; Metazoa; Nematoda; Chromadorea; Rhabditida; Trichostrongylidae. The record is from the annotation of a GenBank genome assembly.
AUGCUAUUCGAAGUCAAAGGCGAAAGUGAGGAUGUCUUUGAGGGUCAAAUAUUCAUCAAAAAUCAGCGGCGUUCCGCAGACUGUUUCGUCGUCUACUCAGCCGAGGAGAAUUCGACAUCGCCCGAAUUCUCGCUGCCGUUAACUCGGCUAUCGUCUUGUGGCAUUGACAUACGAAGAAACCCAACGCGAGGUCUCGAGCUGUUCGCCGUGUUCGUUUUCGCUUUCCAUCCGUCAUUUGUGACGGCCGGUGAUCGAGCUUUCGCCGUUCAUUGUCUCUUCCAACAGGAACAAAUCACCGUAUCGGCUCGAUUCGACUUCAUCAGUGACAUCGUUCCAAAGGCAGUGCUUGGUGCGACGUCCUCGUUGCCGAAAGUCGACUUCACCAUAGUGCAGGGAAGAGUCCCGAGCGGCGCAAAAGUCGUUGGUCAAGUGCCCAUCGGCCACCCGCUCAUGCUGGUCUGGGCCCUCGGCGAAGAAUCAAAGCUCUACGGUCUACGAAUGCUCGACUGUACUGCCGAAACGCACGAUGGACGCGGAAUGAGCAUCAUCAGGGAUGGCUGCACCGUCGACAGCACGCUGAUUUCGGACAUUCGGUACUCCGAGGACCAUCGUCGUGCAUUUGCUGACGCGAUAGCGUUCAAAUUCCCUGACCUGUCGGAUGUUUGGUUCAGAUGUGUGGUGCGCUUCUGCAUAAGAAGGUCGAACCAUCUGCUUCUCACUGGGAAAUCUGAGGAACACCUCUGUGACAACACCUUAAAGUGCAGCGCGAAUUCCCGUCGACUUCGGCGGAGCGCCGCUGCAAGAGAGGACACCGCUGACGAAAAUAUCAUAAUCGUAACGGGGCGACUGACCGUCGACGACGAUCCCGUGGUCUACAACUACGCUGCCCAGGUGGCGUCGACUGAACCCUCCACGGUCUGUUUGGCGAAGGACACGAUGGCACUGGGCUCAGCGGUCUCGGUGACGGUCUGCGUUUCCACGCUGCUCACCAUAGCAUCGCUCAUCUACUCGAAAGUGAAGCUCACUCCAAGCCACUCCUGA